Molecule: messenger RNA, 989 nt
Organism: Puntigrus tetrazona (Sumatra barb)
Lineage: Eukaryota; Metazoa; Chordata; Actinopteri; Cypriniformes; Cyprinidae
Gene: ssr4
Product: signal sequence receptor, delta
Exons: 6
Coding region: 113-616 (167 amino acids)
Cellular component (GO): endoplasmic reticulum; membrane; endomembrane system
Source: RefSeq, a predicted model, not a curated record
GAGGUGACGUGUCUGUGCGCGUUUCAUUGGGUGAAGGCUAGCUCUGCUCUCUUUCCGCAGGUUUGACUUGAGUAACGUUAGCGGUAGAUUCAGCUGCCCGGGGACCGACACAAUGAGAGUUAUAACAGCGAUUUUGGCUCUUUGUCUUAGCCUGUGUGCAGCCGAGACUUGCACAGACCCGGUCAUUUCUCCGUCUUCGUACACGACGACAGACGCGCUCAUCUCCUCCGAGACCGUCUUCAUCGUCGAGUUGAGCCUGGCGUGUGCGAACGGAGCUCAGAGUGUUGCUCUCUAUGCAGACGUCAAUGGCAAACAGUUUCCUGUGACCAGGGGCCAAGAUGUUGGCAAAUACCAGGUCUCAUGGAGUGUCCCUCAUAAGCAGGCCAGCUCAGGCACAUAUCAGGUCAAGUUCUUUGAUGAGGAGUCUUACAGCACUCUAAGAAAGGCUCAAAGAAACAAUGAAGACGUUGAUGCAAUCAAGCCUUUGUUCUCUGUCAAUGUGGAUCACAGGGGUGCAUGGAGUGGUCCCUGGGUGUCUACUGAGGUCUUGGCUGCUCUGAUUGGCAUUGUGGUCUACUACCUGGCCUACAGCACCAAAAGUGCAAUCCAGGCUUGAGAUGAUGAGUCAAGCCACCACGCUGUUCAAACUGGUCUUGAGGAAUUCCCUAUUCUGAUGUUUAAUAUUCAGAUUUAAGUGCCAUGGACAGCUUGGCUAAACCACGAGACCGGUUUGUUGCAGAGCUUGGAGAAAAAUGUCAGUAUGGACAUUAAUUAUAACGGCGGUCAUGUUCAUUUUUUUUCUUUUUUUUAAAUCUCGAAUUUAAGAAAUAAAACUUUUUUCAGUUGUGGUAUUAAUGUUAAACUUCAGAAAGACAACGCCUGAGGUGGUUUACCUGUGACUUACCAUCAUAGUCCAGUUCUCUAUUGUGAAGUGUCCCAAAUAUCAAUGAAAUUCAUUGACUAUGGGAAUAAACAAUUUCCUCAAAGUU